CUUUGAACAAGCUGUGUAACGUGAAGAAUAGAAAAAUAAAAAUGAAGACUUGGCUGUAUGGGCUUUUGACCCCUUUGCCUGUCCAGAUGGACGAACAGAACCAAAAAAAACUCAAUGGAAUGAGGAAUCCCGCCGCAACGCAAAAUCGAAAAUAGUCGUAGGUAACUUAAGUUUUGUUUUCUUUAGUUUAGAUAAUAACUGAAGAGAAAAAUAUCUAAAUUACAUUUUUAAUGAAAAAAUAAUGACGGAAGUUUGUAGAUAUAAAAGAUUUGAAAAAUCAUUAGGAUUGCUAACGACACGAUUUGUACUGUUAUUACAAAAAUCAAGGGAUGGAGUGUUGGACUUGCGAAUGGCCUCUGAAAAAUUAGCUGUAAGACAAAAAAGAAGAAUUUACGAUAUUACAAAUGUAUUAGAAGGAAUCGGUUUAAUUGAAAAGAAGAGUAAAAACAGCAUACAAUGGAAAGGGUCAUGUCCAGAUGGUACAGCUGGUGAUAUUACAGCCAAGGUCGCAGUUCUUAGAAACGAAGUGGAUAUCUUGGAGAAACAUGAAAACUUACUGGACAGGCACUUACAUUAUAUAAAACAAAGUAUAAGAAAUGUUAUAAACGAAGACAAAAAUAAGGCACUUUUGUACACAACAGCCAAUGAUAUAAGAAAUUGUUUUAAAGAUGAAAGUGUUCUGGUUGUAGAGUGUCCGUUAGGAACAGAUCUUGAAUUUGGACAAAUUGCUGAAGAGAACCAUUCUUGCUUCUUGCAUUUGCAAUCACCUGAACCUUCUGGAGUGAUCUUUAUGUGUGAUAUGGAAGGAGAAAAGGAAUUGGAUGAUCUCAUGGACAUAGAAGUACAAGACUACAUGGAGAGUGAUGAUGGCUGCAUAACAUCAAAUUCAAAUUAUAUAUUACGGUUAAGCCCACCAGUCACUAAGCAAGACUUUUAUUUUUCCCUGUACGAUUCAGAAGGAUUGUGCGACUUGUUUGACAUACCUUGUUAAUACAUUAAUUUUCAAGUGUUAUAUUAUUGUUUACAUCAAUUUUGUGAUCAUGUUGACUUUGUAAAAGCUGUAUAAAUGUAUCUUGUAUAUAAAAAAGCGUUUUGGAAAUGAAUAUAGGAAGUUUAUUAAAUAACAUUAUUUUCUGGUA
Messenger RNA from Leptidea sinapis, 1139 nucleotides. Its product is annotated as transcription factor E2F4-like. The record is from RefSeq and is a predicted model, not a curated record. Bases 242 to 991 code for a protein of 249 amino acids. Gene Ontology annotation, molecular function: protein dimerization activity; DNA-binding transcription factor activity, RNA polymerase II-specific; RNA polymerase II cis-regulatory region sequence-specific DNA binding. Gene Ontology annotation, biological process: regulation of transcription by RNA polymerase II. The transcript is spliced from 7 exons. Lineage: Eukaryota; Metazoa; Arthropoda; Insecta; Lepidoptera; Pieridae. Gene Ontology annotation, cellular component: RNA polymerase II transcription regulator complex.